Daldinia vernicosa is the source of this 1485-nucleotide messenger RNA. RefSeq names its product putative oxidoreductase. The record is from RefSeq and is a predicted model, not a curated record. Lineage: Eukaryota; Fungi; Ascomycota; Sordariomycetes; Xylariales; Hypoxylaceae. Gene Ontology annotation, molecular function: FAD binding. The transcript has 3 exons. Bases 1 to 1485 code for a protein of 494 amino acids.
AUGGAUCAAUGGGUGCUCAGCUCUAACUUUAUAGAACCACAGUGCUUCAUCGGGCCCUGCUGCCUAUCGUUGGUGGCUUUGCUCGGCGAAAAGGUCGCCUUUCCAGGAAACCAGAGAUAUAGUUCUUCUAUUUCUUCGUAUCAUAGCCAACAGGAAUCUCGUCUCGAGCCUUUAUGUGUCGUUAUACCAACUACAAGAGAAGAUGUCUCUAUCGCAGUCCACUCGCUAUCCUCUAUAGCUGAGUCGCUUGGAGAUUAUGAACAGAAUAGCUGUCAAUUCGCUAUCCGAUCCGGUGGGUACGCAGGCAUUGCUGGAGGGGCAAAUAUUGCUGGCGGGGUGACUAUAGACCUACGUUCUCUUAACACCAUUGAGGUCAGCGAUGAUAAGUCUAUAGCCUCUGUAGGAGCGGGUGCUCUUUGGGGUGACAUCUAUUCAAUACUAGAUCCUCUUGGUAUAUCGGUAGCUGGCAGUCGUGUAGCACAAGUCGGUGUUGGUGGGCUAACUUUAGGUGGCGGAAUUUCAUACUUUUCGCCGCGAUAUGGUUGGACAUGCGAUACGGUAUCGAACUUCGAAGUUGUGCUGGCCAAUGGGACCAUCGUAAACGCCAACGCCGACGAGAACCCCGAUCUUCUGUUUGCUCUCAGGGGUGGUUCAAACAACUUUGGCGUUGUCACCCGGAUCGACUUUGAAACUUUUGAACAGGGCCCUAUAUGGGCUGGAGGGGUUCUAUCGUCCAGUGAAACCAUAGAUGAACAGCUGAAAGCGUUCGUUGAUUUAAAUUCAGCGGAAUCUUAUGAUGAGUAUGCGUCGUUAAUAAUGAAUAUUGGUUACGCCGCCGGCGGUCGCAAAACUUUCAUCUUGAGCAACAUCGAAUACACGAAAGCCGACGAGAAUCCACAAGUUUUCGAACCAUUUAUGAAAAUAUCUGCGAUGGAUGAGAAAGUGCGCAUUGCUACUAUGGCAGAAAUGGCGGUAGAACAGGGCUCGUACUCGAAAAAUGGACGGCGUCAAUUAUUCGUCACGAUAACUCAUAAGUCCACUGUCCCGAUGCUUAAGGCAGUUUACUUGAACUGGAAUAAAAGUAUAGAGACUAUCAAAAGCGUUCGUGGCAUUGUCUGGGCCAUCUCGCUAGAACCGUUACCACCAGCCAUUUACGCGCGAUCCGCAGCGUCUAAUGUCUUCGGACUUUCAGACAGGUCAGACGCACUGGUGAUAACCCUGUUAACCGUAUUUUGGAGAAACGAGGCGGACGAUUUGAAGGUUGAGACGGCAGCGCGCGAAUUGUUUAAAGAGAUUGAAGACGAUGCGAAAAGGUUGGGCGCAUAUGAUCCCUUCAUUUACCCAAACUACGCAGCGCCAUGGCAAGACCCUAUCGCUAGCUAUGGGGGCGAAAGCUUGCGGAAACUACAGAGAGUGAGGAUGGAUGUAGAUCCGAAAGGGGUUUUCUCACGUCAAGUUCCUGGUGGUUUCAAGAUUCCGUUCUAG